GUUCUGAAUGAUGACUGACGCUGGUUUGAAUGAUACUCCUCACAGUCCCUGUCAUUUCGGAGUGAUAAGGAACCCACACGUCUAGCCCCAACACCAGGGCAGAAAAAAAAAAAAAAAAAGCAUCAGCUCUGGAGGGAGGAAAGCUUCCGCUUGUGGACUGGACAAAAGUACCGCCUUCGCACGGCUUUCUGCCCGAGGCUCGUGAUCUAAACACCUCGCCUUGUCCUGCUCUCUGCUCUAGCAGACAGAUGGUGUGUGGGAGCCGCAGGACGCCCGCCGCGCCCCUGCCAUGAAGUAGCGGCUGCUGUCGGUGCCGCUGCCCGACUGCCGGCCCCAGCCCCGCGCUGCACUGCCCGCCCGCUCCUCUCCGGCGGGGCUGGAGCGGCGUGGACAUGGCUGGCUACGCUCUUAGCCUGCUAGUUCUCCUCCUUGUUUUUCAAAGCAGCUGUUUGGGUUACAGAAGCCCACUUUCUGUCUUUAAGAGGUUUAAGGAGACUACCAGAUCGUUUCCCAGUGAAUGCCUUGGUACCUCCAGGCCAGUAAUUCCAAUCGAUUCAUCAGAUUUUGCACUGGAUAUUCGCAUGCCUGGGGUUACACCUAAACAGUCUGAUACUUACUUCUGCAUGUCAUUACGUUUGCCGACAGAUGAGGAAGCUUUCGUGAUUGACUUCAAACCUCGUGCCAGCAUGGAUACUGUCCAUCAUAUGUUACUUUUUGGAUGCAAUAUGCCUGCGUCCACUGGAAGUUACUGGUUUUGUGAUGAAGGAACCUGUACAGAUAAAGCCAAUAUUCUAUAUGCCUGGGCAAGAAAUGCUCCCCCCACCAGGCUCCCUAAAGGUGUUGGUUUCAGAGUUGGAGGAGAUACUGGAAGUAAAUAUUUUGUACUGCAGGUGCACUAUGGAGAUAUUAGUGCUUUUGGAGAUAAUCACAAGGAUUGUUCUGGCGUGUCCUUACAUCUCACACGUUUGCCACAGCCUUUAAUUGCUGGCAUGUAUCUUAUGAUGUCUGUUGACACUGUUAUACCACCAGGAGAGAAAGUGGUGAAUUCUGACAUUUCAUGCCAUUAUAAAAACUAUCCAAUGCAUGUCUUUGCCUAUAGAGUUCACACUCACCAUUUAGGGAAGGUAGUAAGUGGAUACAGAGUAAGAAAUGGACAGUGGACACUAAUUGGACGUCAGAGCCCCCAGCUGCCACAGGCUUUCUACCCUGUGGAACACCCAGUAGAUGUUAGUUUUGGUGACAUAUUGGCAGCUAGAUGUGUAUUCACAGGAGAGGGAAGGACAGAAGCCACUCACAUUGGUGGCACAUCUAGUGAUGAAAUGUGCAACUUAUACAUUAUGUAUUACAUGGAAGCCAAGCAUGCAGUUUCAUUCAUGACCUGUACACAGAAUGUAGCCCCAGACAUGUUCAGAACCAUACCAGCAGAGGCCAAUAUUCCAAUUCCUGUGAAGUCUGAUAUGGUUAUGAUGCAUGGCCAUCACAAAGAAACGGAAAACAAAGAUAAGCCUUCUUUACUGCAGCAACCAAAACGGGAAGAGGAAGAAGUGUUAGACCAGGGUGAUUUCUAUUCACUACUUUCCAAGCUGCUAGGAGAAAGGGAAGAUGUUGUUCAUGUGCAUAAAUAUAAUCCUACAGAAAAGGCAGAGUCAGAGUCAGACCUGGUAGCCGAGAUUGCAAAUGUAGUCCAAAAGAAGGACCUUGGUCGGUCUGAUGCCAGAGAGGGUGCAGAACGUGAGGAGAGGGGUAAUGCUAUUCUUAUCAGAGACAGAAUCCACAAAUUCCACAGACUAGAAUCUACUUUGAGUCCAGCAGAGAACAGAGUUUGCUCAUUACAGCAACACCUACGUGGUGAAGGCACCCGGGAACCUGAACACAUAGGAGAUUUCCACAUAGAAGAGGCACUUGAUUGGCCUGGAGUAUACUUGCUACCAGGCCAAGUUUCUGGUGUGGCUCUGGACUCAAAGAACAACCUGGUGAUUUUCCACAGAGGUGACCAUGUUUGGGAUGGAAACUCUUUUGACAGCAAGUUUGUUUACCAGCAAAGAGGGCUUGGACCAAUUGAAGAAGACACUAUUCUUGUCAUUGAUCCAAAUAAUGCUGCAGUACUCCAAUCCAGUGGCAAAAAUCUAUUUUAUUUACCACAUGGCUUGAGUGUAGAUAAAGAUGGAAAUUAUUGGGUCACAGAUGUGGCUCUUCAUCAGGUAUUCAAACUGGAUCCAAACAGUAAAGAAGGCCCUCUGUUAAUCCUGGGAAGAAGCAUGCAACCAGGCAGUGACCAGAAUCAUUUCUGUCAACCCACUGAUGUCGCUGUGGAUCCAGAGACUGGAACCAUUUUUGUAUCAGAUGGUUACUGUAACAGUCGAAUUGUGCAGUUUUCAUCAACUGGAAAGUUCAUCACACAGUGGGGAGAAGAGUCUUCAGGGAGCAAUCCUAAGCCAGGCCAGUUCAGUGUUCCUCACAGCUUGGCCCUUGUACCUCAUUUGGGCCAGUUAUGUGUGGCAGACAGGGAAAAUGGUCGGAUCCAGUGUUUUAAAACUGACACCAAAGAAUUUGUAAGAGAAAUCAAGCAUGCGUCAUUUGGAAGAAAUGUAUUUGCAAUUUCAUAUAUACCAGGUUUGCUCUUCGCGGUGAAUGGGAAGCCUUAUUUUGGGGAUCAAGAGCCUGUUCAAGGAUUUGUGAUGAACUUUUCCAAUGGGGAAAUAAUAGGCGUCUUCAAGCCAGUACGCAAGCAUUUUGACAUGCCUCAUGAUAUUGUUGCAUCUGAAGAUGGGACGGUGUAUGUUGGAGACGCUCACACCAAUACUGUGUGGAAGUUCACCUCAACUGAAAAAAUGGAACAUCGAUCAGUUAAAAAGGCUGGCAUCGAGGUCCAGGAAAUCAAAGAAGCCGAGGCAGUUGUUGAAACCAAAAUGGAGAACAAAGCCACCUCCUCAGAAUUGCAGAAGAUGCAGGAGAAACAGAAACUGAUCACAGAACCAGGAUCGGGAGUGUCCGUUGUUCUCAUUACAACCCUUCUGGUUAUUCCGGUGGUUGUCCUGCUGGCCAUUGCCAUAUUUAUUCGGUGGAAAAAGUCAAGGGCCUUUGGAGCAGAUUCUGAACACAAACUCGAGGCAAGCUCAGGAAGAGUACUGGGAAGACUUAGAGGAAAAGGAACUGGAGGCUUAAACCUUGGCAACUUCUUCGCAAGCCGUAAGGGCUAUAGUCGAAAAGGGUUUGACCGCCUUAGUACCGAGGGGAGUGACCAAGAGAAGGAUGAAGAUGAUGGAAGUGAAUCGGAAGAGGAGUAUUCUGCACCACUGCCCGCACAGGCACCUUCCUCCUCCUGAAAACCAGGCUUUGAUUUAGGUUGAGUGAGAUUUUACCAAGAAUGCCAGAUUCCUUCCCUUAGCACGUUUAAAGUUUUUGUGUAUUUAAUUGUAAACUGUACUAAUCUAUGUGGGACUGUGCACAUUUUAUUUCCUUCCUUUUGGUUUGGUUGCCUUCUGUUUCUAGUUUAGGAGUCUCCUGAAAGUUCACAAUAGUGCCAUUGUCUUUUUACAAACAUAGGGUAGAGAAACAGUCCUCUUCCAUCACAGUACUAACUUCAAUGAUGGAACGUUUGCUCAUUGACAUUUUUGAGACUUUUCUGUGGAUGUAAAUAACCCCGCUCUCUGCUUGAACACAGUAUUUCUUUAAUAGCACUUCCAUUGCCAAUGUCUUUCUUUGGUGCCUUUCCUGAUCAGCAUUCUCAGCCUGUGGCAGUAAAGAGAACCUUUGUGCUACAUGAUGAUGAAGCUGCUAAAUCUCCUUCUAUUUUUUUAAAAUCACGAACAUUAUAUUGCAAUGAGAAAAAGAAAAAAAAGUCUCUAUUUAAAUUCUUUUUUUCAGUUUUCUUCAGUUGAUGUAUUUCUGGGAUGUCUUAUUUUUAGAUGGUUACACUGUUAGAACAAUAUUUUCAAAAUCUGAAUGUAAUUUGUGUAAUAAAGUGUUUUCAGAGCAUUAGCUGUCAAGAGUGUAUUUUGCAGUUUUUGCAUAUUUGCAGGCUUUUGUAUACAACUUUUGUAAUAAUUACACAAACCACAGAUAGAGUAAAACUUUCUCAAUGUCUUCAACCAGAAGAAAUGUGUUGUAUUAUUUAAGAUAUAGACAAUAUUUUGUUAUGCAGCCAAUAUAAAUUGAGAACCAAACUAAGAAUUUACAUACAUGUGUAAAACCAGGCCUUCUUUUAACAUUUAAGGGGUUUUUUUUGCCUGUAUAUCAAUCAGAAGGUAAAUUCUUUAAUAAAAGGUGAACAUAGCGAAGAGGAAACCUGUGUCUCAAAUUACAUAUGUAAAUGAAUCCAUGAGUGUAGGUUACUAUUCAUAGUUUUCUUUUCCAAGAAAAAUUUUA
Orycteropus afer afer is the source of this 4368-nucleotide messenger RNA. It is a transcript of the gene PAM, whose product is annotated as peptidylglycine alpha-amidating monooxygenase. Gene Ontology annotation, molecular function: protein binding; peptidylglycine monooxygenase activity; copper ion binding. NCBI's taxonomy places the organism in Eukaryota, Metazoa, Chordata, Mammalia, Tubulidentata, Orycteropodidae. Gene Ontology annotation, cellular component: extracellular region; membrane. The record is from RefSeq and is a predicted model, not a curated record. Gene Ontology annotation, biological process: peptide metabolic process.